Messenger RNA from Plenodomus lingam JN3, 558 nucleotides. The record is from RefSeq and is a predicted model, not a curated record. NCBI's taxonomy places the organism in Eukaryota, Fungi, Ascomycota, Dothideomycetes, Pleosporales, Leptosphaeriaceae.
AUGAAGUUCUUCAAAGCAUUCACUCACGUCUCCUCCCAAGUUAAUGCCUCCGUUCUCAUCCACCUCGACGCACCCGCCGAUAUCCUCCGUAAAACAAAUCGGACUGAAAUUCUUAGAACUCAUAUCACAAUAUCUACCGUCAGGACCGAUGUAGUCAGGGCUCCAGGAUGUGGCAGAGUUGCAAAGUUGUUCUGCUGGCUGGCUGGUGAAGUUCGACGUGAUAAAAUGCUCCGCGAUCCAGAGAUGACGGUGGGCAAUAUCUUCUUUGCCGGGUACGGUAGGCGCGCAAGCGUCACUGUUGGCAGUAUCUUCUACAUUUUCGCUGCACGUGUCAACGUCAAAUUUCAAAGCAUUAUUGUAGGUUUCGUUUAUGUGAUUAGCAUCGAUCUAGACUUAGGAAUAUAUUCGCCGCCGCCCUGCGUCGAUCCAAACAACGCAUAUGACAUCCUUGUUGUUGGAGACACUGAUGUAGGUGGCUCGUCAGCCACAGACUGGCUGGUCUACUGUCUUUGUGCAGAUGCUACCCGAAUCAAUUUGACAGCCGUCUACUUGGUCUGA